Mycena citricolor is the source of this 1967-nucleotide messenger RNA. Lineage: Eukaryota; Fungi; Basidiomycota; Agaricomycetes; Agaricales; Mycenaceae. The record is from the annotation of a GenBank genome assembly.
GGAAUGUGUGAGAGCAAAUCACGUGUCCGUGAGAGAUCCUACAUCCGUUCGGUGGAUUACUUACUCGAGUCCCGAGUACGAGCUCUACAUUUCAGCCUCCAUCAUCCGUCAAUCAUGACGCUUCCUGACUCCUUGUGCAUCCUGAUCCUCCGCCACCAUAGCUGUGGGCAUCGGUCCCGGCGCCAUGCCGCGACGCAGCUGUGGAACGUCGGCACACAUCCUACGGUCUCAUACAUAUAAUCUAUAGCCUUCUGCUCCAUCCCCAUAUCUCUCCCAUGACUCCCCACUUGAGGAAACCCUCCCGACGCAUCUCCGCCUUGUUCGCCCCUUCGUUGCUGCUCGCGGAUCUGGCGUCCAUUCUCCGUGACCGUGCAUCGGGUUCUGGACGUCAGCGCCGAGCUCUUCUGGUCGGGAUACGCGACACCCGAGACAGCGACUAUGGUCCGAUUCCGUCUGCGCAUGACGACGUGAGACAGAUGUACAGUCUGCUCGUGGAUGUAUGCCAUUAUGAGCCAAAGGACAUUGUCUGUCUUGUUGACGAUGGAGUGAGCCCUGAUCCCACCAAGGAGAACCUUCUUCGUGCGAUCGACAAACUUGUUCAAGGGGUGAAGAGCGGAGACCAUAUCUUCUUCCAUUAUUCCGGACAUACGACUCAGCAACUCAACCGCUCCCUGACGGAGGAUGACGGGAUGGACGAGGUCCUGAUCGCUGGCGAUGGGGCGCAAAUCGUUGACAACACACUUUACGAUCGUCUCGUCGCCCCGCUUCCCUCUGGCUCUCAUCUGGUCGCUGUCCUAGACACGUGCCAUUCGGGGACACUGCUCGGUGCGCACCUGCUUGACCAGCAUGAUGAUAAACAUGACCAUCCGACAGACCUCCGCCAUUAUCUAUGCAACAGACCAGGUUACGACAAGCCUCGGCAUUCGCUCUUCUAUCCCACCAUACGUGAAGUUCUAUGUGUUGCGUCGACAGCUGCGCUCGUCCCUGUGACCUUGUCUUCCUCUUUCAGGUUUCAUCCGUGGUCCUGUCUCGGGGAUUGUCGCAGAAGACCUGGUCCGGAAGUCGCUCGUCCUGGGAAACAGCCUGUGCGCGCGGAUGUGAUCUGUCUCUCUUCCUGCCAAGACUCCCAAAGCGCAUGGGAUGUCAGUGGCCAUGCGACAUUCACCGCCUGCCUGGCUCACUUUCUCCGCACCGCCCCGGACAGCACACUGCAUGAUGUGGUGAAGCAAAUGACAGCGCAAGUGGAAGCGAUGACGUUCAAGCGGGAAGCACGGGGGAUAGAGAACCGCCGGUUUGUUCAGUGGGCUCUGAAGCACGCGAGGAAGAUCGAGAAGACCAGUCCUGUUCUCUUGCGCAGCCUCUCCGAUCCGCACACCGUCCCAUCGGUUGUGCUGCCCCUCCAGCCAGAGCGGCCUCCUCACGGUCACGGGACUUUCAUCUUGGAGGACCUUGGCAUGCGCGACCCCGCUCCCCGCACGAGCACGGCUCGGAGUGACCCGCACUGGCAACGCCGCCCCCGGCGUCCCCUCUCUCAAGUGGUGGAGAGGGCGCUCAAUCUGGGCUUCCUGAAAUGGGGACCCCAUCAUCGCAGGCAGUUUUUCCUGGCGCGUCAGGAUCCAGAGCUGUCGAGCGGGAAACCAAUCGACAUGGGCCGAACAUGGAUGGAUGCCGUCUCAGGGCAAGCGGUGUGUCGCUGACUUGGUCUUUCCAGUGUGAUGAAUAUCUGUGUUACGCUGCCUGUUUGAAUAUUUAUUCAAGUCUGAAAUUUGUGAAUCUCCCAGUCACGUGGUGGCUCUGGAUAAUCUGUCCUCUGAGACCUGCGUCUCAAACUUCAUAUAUCGAUGAAACAUAAGAUACGUACUCUCCAUGUAAUCCCAGACAUUUGGACUAGGCUUAUUGAGAACUCACUAAAAAUACCACGGCUCAGUGAGCUAGUCAAGGGCGUUAAUGAUGAGGGUUUAUUUACA